GGUGUGAACCGGAUCCUCCAGUCAGUCAGCACGCGGGUGGAAACAAACCGCAACUUUUCAGCAGAAAUCACCGACAGUCUGCAACUCUCACACCGGAGAGGAGCGACCCGAACCCGGCCUGAACCCGCGGAGAGAGCCGGAGACACCGAGCCGCCGCCGCCAUGGGCCCGCCGCGGUCGAAGAAGCGGCGUCCGACGUUCCGCCGGCUGCUGAAGACGAGCGGCGUGAAGCUGGAGAACAAGCUGAAGAACCGUCAGAUGAAGCAGCAGAAUGUCGCCAAGAAGCAGCGCAAAGAGCAGAAGAGGCUGCGGCAGGCGGUGAAGGACGCCAACAUCAGGACGCCACGCCCCCUGGAGACCUACAGGAAGACGCCCGAGGAGGAGCAGCAGGAGCAGGAGCAGGAGGAGGAGUUCCUGGAGACUCUGCCCACCGACAUGAUGGAGGACGACGACCUGCAGCAGAUGACGGAGCUCGCUCGCCACGCCUCCUUCAUCACCAGAGACCUGUCGUCAUGCGGGCCGGUGCACGGCGGGAAGAGGCGGAGCUCUGAGGUGGUGCGGAGUUACGAGAAGGUUCCCAGGAAGAUGGCGAGGACGGAGGAGAAGGAGGUGAUCCACCUGCUGCCCAUCAAAGACAAGAGAGGAGUGAUCCCGCAGAGCGUGGAGAGAGUCAUCACAAAGCAGCCGGUGGAGGAGGAGGAGGAGCCAGAGGAGGAGCCAGAGGAGGAGCCAGAGGAGGAGGAGGACGAGGAGAGCGGCGCGGCGCUGACGGCAGAGCAGAGAGAGCAGCUGAGAGUCCACAAGAUCAACCAGAAGAAACUCCACAUCGCUGCUCUGGGAUCAGCCGUCGUAUCCGACCCCUACAGCAACAUAAAGAAGGUGAAGGAGUUGCGGGGGAUGCUGAUGGAGGCGGACCCCUGUGUGGCGGUGACGGUCAGGAAGCUGGUGAUGGUUUCUCUGAUGGAGAUUUUCAAAGACAUCACCCCCACCUACAGGAUACGACCUCUGACCCCUGAAGAGAAGGCUACCAAGGUGAAGAAGGAAACUCAGCAGCUCAGAGAGUUCGAGGAAGGUUUGGUGAGUCAGUACAAGUUCUACCUGGAAGACCUGGAGCAGACCGUCCAAGACUGGAAGCAGAGGAAGAAGAAGCGCAGCCAGGCGGUGGGUUUCCGGUCGUACCGUGGCCUCGCUCAAGUUGCUGUUCGUUGCCUGUGCGAGUUGCUGCUCGCUCUCCCUCACUUCAACUUCCACAACAACAUCAUUGUCGCCCUCGUCCCGCUGAUGAACGACCCCGACAGACAGGUAUCAGGUGCGUGCUGUGAUGCGUUCAGGAAGCUCUUCCAGCAGGACAAAGAGGGCGGGGCUUCGCUGGCGGCGGUGCGUGUCAUCUCCGGCCUUGUCAAGAGUCUCAACUACAACGUCAGACCUGAGGUGUUGAGGACGCUCCUCAGUCUGCGGAUAAAGGAGGUGCAGAUGAAGAAGGACAUCGAGGACACGGCACCAAAGAAGAAAUUCAUGAACUACAAAGAGAAGAAGAAGAACCUGUCCAGGAUGCAGAGGAAGUGGAAGAAGGCGGAGGAGAAGUUGGAGAAGGAGCUGCUGGAGGCCGAAGCCUCCGAGAGCAAAGAGAAGAAGAUCAAAACGCACACAGAGACUCUGAACAUCGUCUUCCUCAUCUACUUCAGGAUCUUAAAAAAAGCUCAGAAGUCAGUUCUUCUUCCUGCUGUUCUGGAGGGGCUCGCCAAUUUUGCUCACCUGAUCAACCUGGAGUUCUUCGACGACCUGCUCAACGUGCUGCAGAACCUCAUCCAAUCAGGAGAUCUGUCCAAUCGGGAGAGUCUCCACUGCAUCCAGACCGUCUUCACCAUCCUGUCAGGACAAGGUGACGUUCUGAACAUCGACCCACUCAACUUUUACUCUCAGCUGUACAGGAUGCUGCCACGGCUGCACGCAGGGGCACCCAGUGAUGACAUCAUCAUCGUGCUGCGGUGCCUGGACGCCAUGCUGACCCGUCGAAAGAAGCAGGUGACCCUGCAGAGGGCGAUGGCGUUCGUCAAGAGACUGAGCAUGCUCAGUCUGCAUGUGCUGCCCAACGCCAGUGUGGGGAUCCUCGCUGCCAGCAGAGCCGCCAUGCACGCGUUCCCUAAGUGUGAUUUCCUGUUGGAUAACGAGGUUCAGGGCAGCGGCUUCUACCUGCCGGAGCUCGACGAACCUGAACACUGCAACGCCCAGAACACAGCGCUGUGGGAACUACACACUCUGCAGAGACACUACCACCCGGUGGUGCAGCGGUUGGCGGUCCAUCUGAGUCAGGGGGCGCCCAGCGAGGCGGGGUCGCUCUCCGUGGAGCUGAGCCGCAGGUCUCCAUUGGAGCUGUUUAACGACUACAGCGUCGCAGACAUGACCUUUAACCCCCCUGUAGCUCCGCCUGGCAGCAAGAAGAAAGAUCGUUUUGGUGUGACGCUGCUGGACGCCGAGCUGCAGAGACGAGCAGAGAGCGCCCUGACCGCCGUCACCGAGGAGACGGAGCUGGACUUUACUGCAACACACACCGCACUGACACACACACAGUACUGACACACACACACAUACACACACACACACACACACACACACAGUACUG
Plectropomus leopardus (leopard coralgrouper) is the source of this 2622-nucleotide messenger RNA. NCBI's taxonomy places the organism in Eukaryota, Metazoa, Chordata, Actinopteri, Perciformes, Serranidae. The record is from RefSeq and is a predicted model, not a curated record.